AUCAGAUUAAAAUAUUAAACAUUUUGCAAAAGUAAUUCAAUCUAAUAAUUAAUAAAUCGACGCGAAUCGAUUAAACAUGCGUGCAAAUUGCUUCUGAAUUCGAUUAAAUCCAAUUGAAUUGAUUACGCCAACGACAACUGCACUUGAAUUUGUUAAAUUAAACGAAAUAUUUAAUUGCCACCUUGCACUUUGCUAAGAUGGUUUCCGAGGAGAACUGGAACAGCGACACAAUGUCUGAUUCGGACAUGAUCGACUCGAAGAACGACGUCUGCGGAGGCGCCUCCAGCUCGAGCAGCAGCUCGAUUUCGCCUCGCACGCCUCCGAAUUGCGCCCGUUGUCGCAAUCACGGGCUGAAGAUCACAUUGAAGGGCCACAAGCGGUACUGCAAGUACCGUUAUUGCACCUGCGAAAAGUGCCGCCUCACCGCCGAUCGACAGCGUGUCAUGGCCCUCCAAACGGCGCUCCGUCGCGCCCAAGCGCAGGAUGAACAGCGUUCGUUGCACAUGCACGAGGUGCCACCGCCGACGAGUGCCACGAAUGCGCUGCUUAGUCACCACAGCCAUCAUCACCACGUGCAUCCGCACGCUGCACAUGGUCACCACGGCCACGCCCACCACGCCCAUGUGCUGCACCAGCAUCAGCAGGCAUCGGCUGCCGCUGCUGCCGCAGCAGCAGUUGCUGCUGGGGCAGCUCCACAGCCACAGGCACAGAGCCAUCUGGGUGGAGGAGGCCACAAUGGGGCGAGUGGCAGCUUACAUGGCCACGCCCACGCGCACGCUCACGCCCAUGUGCAUCACGCCCACAUGGCGGCAGCAGCAGCCGCUUCGGUGGUGCAGCAGCAUCAACAGCAGCAACAUCAUCAUCACAGCAACAGCAGCCACCAACAACAGCAACAGCAGCAGCAGCAACAACAGCCGCAUCAGGCUUCCACUUUGAGAUCUCCGUCGCACAGUGACCACGGUGGUGGUGGCACAGUGGGACCAGCCACCAGCAGCAGCAGCAGCUCGGCUGGCGCCACUUCCAGCAAUGUGGCAGCUGCCACCAGCAGCGCUGGCAGCGCCACCAGCAGCUCAGCCCCAGCCAGCAGUGGAGGCGGAGGCUGUGGCGGAGGAAGUGGCAUCAGUGUCAUCACCAGCGCAGAGCAUCACAUGUCCACGGUGCCAACGCCCGCUCAGUCGCUGGAGGGCUCCUGUGAUUCAUCCUCGCCAUCGCCAUCAUCCACAUCGGGCAACGCGGUGUUGCCCAUCUCAGUGUCCAGCACUCGCAAGAAUGCGCCUCUGGGCCAAGAUGUUUUCCUAGACUAUUGUCAAAAGCUGUUAGAAAAAUUUCGUUAUCCAUGGGAACUGAUGCCGCUUAUGUAUGUGAUAUUAAAAGAUGCUGGCACUGACAUUGAUGAGGCUUCGCGUCGCAUCGAAGAGGGCCAAUAUGUUGUGAAUGAAUACUCCCGUCAAAACAAUUUGAACAUCUAUGACGGGGGUGAACUGCGCAACACAACGCGGCAAUGUGGAUGAUAAUUUUUCUAUUAAUCGCAUUGAGAGAAUCGCUAAAAAAAAAGAUAAAACAAAAGCACACAAAAAAAAACCGAAAAGAAUUUGAAACAAAUUUUGCUUAGUUAUAUAUUUAUUGUUUUACGUCUACGAUCUACAAAUUACAGUUAAAUAAUUAAACUUAAAACCUAAUACUUAGCUUAAAGCUUCACGAAAUCGCGCGCGAGUUAAACUAAACUAAUAAGAGAAAGCCUCUGUAAAUAUAUCGAAUUUAUCGUAAGCACGCAACACUUACUCUUCCUCAAACUUGAAAAUACACGUAUCUUCAAUCAACAAACCAAAUAUCUAUGUGGAUGUCCUCUACUUCUUCAAUCAACAAACCAAAUAUCUAUGUGGAUGUCCUCUACUUCUUCAAUCAACAAACCCUAAAGAUGACGACCACUAUUAAACACACUUCUUCAAUCAACCCUCCCAGACGACAACUCAAUCUCGACUAUCUUCAAUCAAUCAAUGACAACUCAAUCUCGACUAUCUUCAAUCAACAAUCAACACGAUGUCCUGCUUUCAAUGAUUUCUACUCAUCAAUCAACACACUUUACUACAAACUCCUUAUCUAAAAUUUCGGUUAUUGGAUCCUUACGAGUAUCAUCAAUCAACUCUCACGUGCUUGAGGUCUACCAAUCGGUUGUUUAGCUUUAGUUACAUCUUAAUCCUUAUCAUUGACUAAGCAAACUUUAUGUUAAGAUGAUACAUCAGCAAUUUACUGAGGUUGGGAAAUCUACUACUUCUUAUAUCCAAAACUGCAGCUGAACUUUGAAGAGGAUAGUUAUAAAUACAAUACGUAUAAUUUAUUUAAUUCGAUAGCAUCUUAGUUUUAUUUAUAAAUAGGUCACAAUGGCAGAUUCAUGGUUCAUACUUAUUUAUAAAUAGGUCAUGGUUCAUACUUUUUAAUUUAGGUAUCGUAGCGUGAUUUCGGGAAUUAAGAAUUUGGUCAGAUCGCAAAUUUAACUAGGAAUGAAACAAAAUCACAAGUUAAUCUCACACUGUUGCGAAACAUUCGUUUCUUAAAACCUAACUCUCAACCUUUUCAGAUAAGAUAAAAAAAACCGUAUCGAAAUUAGACAAAGAAUAAAACUCUUCCACUUUCUAGUUGUUCUCAAAAAUGUUUUUUAGUCAGGUUCUUGUUGUGAAUAGCUGCAACCAUUAAGCAGGUCUGAAAUUAAAAAUAAACUGUAUCAAUCUACUUGUGUACUGUGUAAAAAUGCAGAAUACUUAUAAUACUUAAGAUUAUUCAAUCUCGCGAAAUUUAACAUAAAUAUAACAUCAUAUUAAAUUACUUAAGAAUGAGAAUGUAUAAAUAUUGUUAUCGAUUUAAGAAGUUCAUAAUUCAUAUGCCAAGUUACAACAAACACGAAAAUACUAUAAAAACAACAAAACGAAUUAAGUGUAAAAAAAUAAAAUAUUUUCCUCAAAACAAAUUGGUUCGGUCGACAAUCGAUCCUCAGGCACCGCUGGCUUGAUUUGUGGGUUUACUUAAAGCUGGGAGCAGAAA
Drosophila sulfurigaster albostrigata is the source of this 3039-nucleotide messenger RNA. RefSeq names its product protein doublesex (gene dsx). The transcript is spliced from 3 exons. Gene Ontology annotation, molecular function: DNA-binding transcription factor activity, RNA polymerase II-specific; RNA polymerase II cis-regulatory region sequence-specific DNA binding. The coding region runs from base 198 to 1511 and encodes 437 amino acids. The record is from RefSeq and is a predicted model, not a curated record. Gene Ontology annotation, biological process: sex differentiation; regulation of transcription by RNA polymerase II. Lineage: Eukaryota; Metazoa; Arthropoda; Insecta; Diptera; Drosophilidae. Gene Ontology annotation, cellular component: nucleus.